CAACUCUUCAGCCACAAUCUCUUAAUACAGGAGCAAAUUGCCACUUCUGCUCCAGUGGAAGAAAACAAGGUUAAGCUCACAGAUGAUCAGUGUAUAGCUCUUAAAAACUGCAAAAGAGCAAUUAAUUUUGAAAAUGACCUGAUAGACUUCUGACCUACACAUUUGCAGUCUUCUCUGAAAAUAUAAUUGUCCAACAUUUGUAUGGAAUAAUUAUUUCCUGUAAAAUUUCAUCUCACAAUUCUACACCCUUCAGUUUCCUCAAUGGAUGCUGUAGCAACAUCAAUCAACCAGUUUGCCCUGGAGUUGAGCAAAAAGCUAGCUGAAUCUGCUCAGGGUAAAAAUAUUUUCUUUUCCUCCUGGAGCAUCUCAACUUCCUUGACCAUGGUGUAUUUGGGCGCCAAAGGUACCACUGCAGCCCAAAUGGCCCAGGUGCUUCAAUUUAACAGAGACCAGGGAGUCAAAUCUGACCCUGAAAGUGAAAAAAAAAGGAAAAUGGAAUUCAACUUGAGCAACUCGGAAGAAAUACACUCUGAUUUCCAAACACUUAUCUCAGAAAUCCUCAAGCCCAACAAUGACUACCUACUUAAAACAGCCAAUGCGAUGUAUGGUGAGAAAACAUAUCCAUUCCAUAAUAAAUAUUUAGAAGACAUGAGAACAUAUUUUGGUGCAGAGCCUCAGUCUGUUAACUUUGUGGAAGCUUCUGAUCAAAUCAGAAAGGACAUCAACUCUUGGGUUGAAAGACAGACCGAGGGUAAAAUCCAGAAUCUCCUGCCUGAUGACUCUGUGGAUUCCACAACCAGGAUGAUUCUGGUGAACGCCCUAUACUUUAAAGGAAUCUGGGAACAUCAAUUCUUAGUGCAAAACACCACAGAAAAGCCUUUCAGAAUAAACGAGACUACAAGCAAACCAGUGCAAAUGAUGUUUAUGAAGAAAAAGCUUCACAUUUUUCACAUAGAAAAGCCAAAAGCAGUGGGCCUUCAACUCUACUACAAAAGCCGUGACCUCAGUCUGCUUAUACUACUGCCAGAAGACAUUAAUGGGCUGGAACAGCUGGAAAAGGCCAUCACCUAUGAGAAGCUGAAUGAGUGGACCAGUGCAGACAUGAUGGAGUUGUAUGAAGUGCAGCUACACCUUCCCAAGUUCAAGCUGGAAGAGAGUUAUGAUCUCAAGUCAACCCUGAGCAGCAUGGGGAUGAGUGAUGCCUUCAGCCAGGGCAAAGCUGAUUUCUCAGGAAUGUCUUCAGCAAGAAACCUAUUUUUAUCAAAUGUUUUCCAUAAGGCUUUUGUGGAAAUAAAUGAACAAGGUACUGAAGCCGCAGCUGGCAGUGGGAGUGAGAUAGAUAUACGAAUUAAAGUCCCAUCCAUUGAAUUCAAUGCAAAUCACCCAUUCCUCUUCUUCAUCAGGCACAAUAAAACCAACACCAUUCUUUUUUAUGGAAGAUUAUGCUCCCCCUAAAUCCCGCAUAUCUCUCAACAAACAAGGCCAUCUUACAGUGUGAAAAAUGUACCAUGAGAUGGAAAAGCACAAUUGUCACAAAAAUGAGUUUGUAGUCUAAACCUUUUUCACAUUUGAAUAUAAGCAAAUAGAUCCUGAAAUAAUGCAUUUUUAUGAUCCUGUCAUAUCUGUACAGAUGGAGAGAAUGACGAUUUUUUAUUUUUACCACGUUAACAUUUUGUCUAAUGUGACUUCCAUUUACAUUUCAGAAGUACUAUGCUAUUCAACUGAAUGCCUGACAAUUCUUGCUCACUUGCAAUAUCCAUGAUACUUGUUAUUAUUAUAUAUUUCAUAUACAUCAUUAAAUGAAAAAAUCUUUAUAAAGGUGAUAUAUUGAUAAAUAAGAAGUUUCUCAAGAAUAUCAUUUUGAUCAAAAAUUUAGCCUGGCAUGGUGGUGCACACGUGUUGUCCCAGCUACUCAGGAGGCUGAGGUAGGAGGAUUGCUUGAGCCCAGGAGGUUGAGACUGCAGUGAGCCAAGAUCACACCACUGCACUCCAACCUGGGCAACAGAGCAAGACCCUGUCUCAAAAAAAUCAUUUUGGUGGCUCAUAAAUUAUCAUUGUAAAACUAAAUCCCCUUUUUCUGCUAUUUAAAAAAUACUUAUAUUGACAUUAGCUUAAAAAACUAGUGAAAUCCAGGUGAAAUUUGUAGUUUAGCUACUAGCAGUCUCUCAAUGUUGGUGCCCUAGUUUUGACAAAUGUACCGUGGUCAUGUAAGAUGUUAGCACUUGGGGAAACUGUACUGGAGAAUUAGCUGUAUUAUCUCUGCACCUCUUCUGCGAAUCUAAAAUUAUUCCAAAAUAAAAAUUUUAUUAAAAAU
Messenger RNA from Symphalangus syndactylus (siamang), 2314 nucleotides. It is a transcript of the gene SERPINB10, whose product is annotated as serpin family B member 10. Lineage: Eukaryota; Metazoa; Chordata; Mammalia; Primates; Hylobatidae. Gene Ontology annotation, biological process: negative regulation of endopeptidase activity. The record is from RefSeq and is a predicted model, not a curated record. Gene Ontology annotation, molecular function: serine-type endopeptidase inhibitor activity.